AUGAAUUGUGUUCUUCCUCGUGGGUGUUCUGAUACCAUCGGUGUGGGCUCGAUGCUCGUUCGAGAACGACGAUAUCACUGCACGGUGGUUUCAGAUGGCAAUGUAACUGUGGAGUUCGAAAACCGUAAAGUGACUAAUGAUCAGUGGACGGGAAUUGCUUUCGGUAGGGACAUGAACGAUCUCGAGGUUGUGGUUGUGAAAAUUCAAGACGACAAACCUACUCUGGCCACUGGUUUUACAGCCGGUUACGAAGCCCCAACGCUAGACUCAGUCGCUAAUGUUGAACCGGAAUUGCUUAGUUUCCAGGAUGGUAAACUAACACUUCAUUUCACUCGUCCUCUGGGAGAUACUGGAGCGAGAAAUCACUCCUUGGAACGCUGCCAGACGUGGAGUACAUCUGAGAUCAGUGAGUACCUCAGAGGUUAUGGGAACGUCAGGAAAGUGCGAAACCAUCCCACUCUCCAUGAAGCUUAA
Molecule: messenger RNA, 474 nt
Organism: Cooperia oncophora
Lineage: Eukaryota; Metazoa; Nematoda; Chromadorea; Rhabditida; Trichostrongylidae
Source: the annotation of a GenBank genome assembly